AUGGAAUCUCGACUUGCCCGAUUCGCAUGUGACUUUUGCCGACACAAGAAACUCAAAUGCUCUCGGCAAUUACCCAAGUGCAGCAAUUGCAAGCCUUGGCCCAGUAGUUGCAACUAUCUACGUGACAAGUCCUCUUCCACCCCACCAGCCCCUAAUCCCAUAUCACAAGUGCUGGAGCCGCAGAGUAUCUUUGAUGCACGACUUCAACGCCUCGAAAACACGGUACAACAGUUGGCGGACUCGGUCGAUCGAGUCUUGCAGGCUAUUCGACCCGUUUCUUCUGGGAAAGGUACCCGGAAGCGACCCUCAUCUACGCAAUGUCCCAUAUCCCAGAAUACUAUAUCGGACUCGAGUCUAUAUAUCGGCCCGUCGAAUUCAUUUUCAUUCCUGACGGAAGCAUCGGCUAAGAUCGAUUCAAUCGCCCAGCCAGUGGGCCAUGAUACGCGCCAGAGUGCCCACUCAGAGCUCCAAUAUCUCUCUAGUAGCCUCACUACGGCGCAUGUCGAGCAACAAAAGAAAGAAGACUCAGCUUCUUUCUUCAUACCCUCCAGUGCCACCGGAUAUCGCUUGAUCAGCCAAAUAUUUGGCUAUGCUGAGCUGGGUGAACCCUUUUUCAUUCUUCCACCUGAAGAUAUUCUAAGACAGGUCGUCUUUGAACCGCAAAAUGUCCGUGAGAAAGCAUGGGUCGUGUUCUUCAACUACAUGAUAUUAUCAGUCAUCUCAAACGAGAACGGUGAAAGUGACGAGACAACCCGGUUCCGUCGUAAUAUGCAACUGGCCCUUAAUGACAGCAGCAUCUUUCUCGAGCCACGUCAUGCAAAUGUGCAAGCUCUGGCUUUCCUAGCAAUGCAUGGCGAGGACUAUGCGGCACCUAAUCUCUCUUGGAUGUUACUGGGGCAUGCAUGUCGACAGGCCGAGGCUCUCGGAAUGCAUUCACCUACCCAUCAAGCUCCUGAACAUCGACAGCAACGGCUCUGUCUAUUUUGGCUGCUUUUCCUUAUUGACAAGUCAUGUUCUCUUGCGUUCGGUCGACCGGCUUUCCUUCCCACGGCCUUGUAUGAGAAUGUUCCUUUACCAGACCAGAACUUCAUAUUGAAAUUUAAUCCGCAUGAGCGAGCGGCAUUUGGAGGCCAGCAAGGAGCUUCAAAGGGAUCUAGAUUUGGUGCUGAGGUCUUGAUACGAUCUAUCCAGUGGGCUAAACUUGCAGGAGUGCUUUCGGAUCUUCUAUCAACUGGCAACUCAUCGAAUGCAAGGGUUGAGAUACGAUCAGAGUUGGAGAAAUGGCAUCUGGAGACAGAACGGGCGUUGACAGAGAUUCUCAGAGUUGAAAGCGUGUCAGCAGAUGCCAGCCAGACUCGGGAGAUGUAUCUCGGCAUCAGCAGCAUCAGAUUUCAGUAUCUACAUUCUCUUAUCCUCUUGCUGAAAGGCGAUGAGUCUUCAUCGGCCCUUCGCUUAUUCUCUGCUCGUGAAGCUAUCUCGACAUUGAGCUCUAUGGUCUCAAAUUGGAGUUCUGUAUACAACGGUGUGGUCUGGCAACUUCUAUAUUGCCCCUUCACCCCAUUUUUCGUGGUAUUUGACAACAUCAUCCACCCACAAAACUAUCAUACUUCGACAAUCGAACAAGACCUCGGACUUCUAUCCGCAACUGUCAAUUACUUCAGGGCGAUGCAAUCCCAGAUGCGGUUGCUAGCCACCGUCUGCUCAAGGCUCGAGCACACCGCAUCUAUUUUUCUCAAACUGGCACAAAAUCAUGUUUCCUAUCGCGCAUCGACCAAGACAGCUGCGCCGCCGGCACCCUAUAAGCAAACAUUAGGCAAUCAAAACCACAGCCACAGUCAGACCCUUGCAGAUCUGAUGGAUCCCGAUGUGGGUGACUUGAACGUGGCGAACUAUGUUGAAUGGCUCCCCGCAGAUAUGGACACUACAUGGCCCUUGCCUGAAGUUGAGAGGCACGAACCGGUUUCUUCUCGCCCUAGCGACCGAGGGCAGAUGUUGGGUAAUAUGUUUGAUUGGUUCUCAUGGGAUUCAUACUAUGCGGGAACUUUGGCAUGA
Penicillium canescens is the source of this 2052-nucleotide messenger RNA. RefSeq names its product Transcription factor. The transcript has 7 exons. Gene Ontology annotation, molecular function: zinc ion binding; DNA binding; DNA-binding transcription factor activity, RNA polymerase II-specific. Lineage: Eukaryota; Fungi; Ascomycota; Eurotiomycetes; Eurotiales; Aspergillaceae. The record is from RefSeq and is a predicted model, not a curated record. The coding region runs from base 1 to 2052 and encodes 683 amino acids. Gene Ontology annotation, biological process: regulation of DNA-templated transcription; DNA-templated transcription.